This is a messenger RNA of Phycomyces blakesleeanus NRRL 1555(-), 1785 nucleotides long. Its product is annotated as HLH-domain-containing basic-leucine zipper transcription factor. The record is from RefSeq and is a predicted model, not a curated record. Gene Ontology annotation, molecular function: transcription cis-regulatory region binding; DNA-binding transcription activator activity, RNA polymerase II-specific. NCBI's taxonomy places the organism in Eukaryota, Fungi, Mucoromycota, Mucoromycetes, Mucorales, Phycomycetaceae. The transcript is spliced from 2 exons. Gene Ontology annotation, cellular component: RNA polymerase II transcription regulator complex. The coding region runs from base 20 to 1531 and encodes 503 amino acids.
CAAACAUUCUCUUGUUCCUAUGGAUGAUGCCGCGUUUCUCAAUUGGCUAUUGACCAACCAGGUCGAAGAAAAUAUUCUUGCUGAGCACCUUGCUCCACCCUUCAACACUCCAGAACAUAUAGCCACGGCCUCAACACCAACAACGACAACGACAACGGAUGUCUCGACUGCCGAACUUUUCCAAUAUUAUCUAGGCGACGAGAUUGAACAAUACUGCUCAAACACACUCUCAUCCGCAUCUCCCAAUACAGUAAUCCAACAAACGCCAUCGCCAUCACCACCACAAUCACAACCCAUCGCACAUUUCCAGGAAAACAAGCCACCGAUUAUCUUUGAACACACUGUUGUUGCUGAUACCAGCAAUACUCAUCAUCCUCCCUCCUUCCCCUCUCAAAAAAGUGUAUCAGGUUCACCUAAACAAGGUCCAUUUAUAGGUCGAAUGAACUUUAGAAGUUCUUCUGACGACGAAGCUGAAGUCAAUAAAGCCACAAAUCCAAAAGAAAGACGUCAGUUACGCAACAAAAUAUCAGCUCGAAAGUUUAGAGAUAGACGCAAAGACUACAUUGCUUCUCUCGAAAAGGAGAUCGAACAAUACAAGCAAGAAACCAGAAGUUUGAAAUUGGAUGUAAACUGGGCAAACUCAACUAUGGCCAAACUGCAGAAAGAGAACGAUGAACUCCGUAUGAAACUCAUGCUCUACGAGAAAGGUAUCAUGCCAAUACCAGCAAUCGAAAGUACGAACAAUAGUUUGUUGGACUCCUCUAUUUUCCUGCCUCUCCAGCCCUCGAACCCCCUCCUUGGUUCAUUCUCUUCAUCUUCGUCUUCCUCGUCUUCUUCUCAGUCUCCUCCAUUGAUCUGGCAAUCUGACGUCGACACUAUGCUUUCGCAUGCUCUAUUCCCUACUUGGGAUAUGUCCCGAGUUAUCGCCGACAAGCAAGCAGCGUCUGGAAACCAACCUUCCCAGGCCGGAAGUAUCUUACAGCGUUAUCCACUCCUUGGUCCGGCCUUGAUGUCUAUUGUGAUCGAUCAUUCCUUGAACAUGAACACCGAAGAUAUCCUGGCCAUGCCCCAAGGUACUGCCGAAUAUCCUCCUUCACUUAAAUGGACCAAGGCUUCUUCGCCCAAAGAGAUCGAGUCCCUUUGGAACAUGCUCCAACCUCCUCGUAGCGGGGCUGAUAAAGAAGAAGAUAGCAAGACAGCCGUAGAUGAUGAGAAUGAAUCUUUGCUGAGUGAGACCGAGACCGAGACCGGUGCUGAGACUGCACCAGAUAAUGUUGCAAUUAAAAAGGAAGCCAUCAAAUCAGAAUCAAAAGAUAAAGAAGAUGAAGAUGAAGAUGAAAUUGAAGAAGAUUUGGAAAGAGCAAACCUGUUUGGUUAUACCCCUUACUACUACUGCCCUAUUGCUUGGUUCCAGCGUAAUAUCACCUGGUUGAUCUGUAAACGUCUUCACGAAAAGUUCCAGAGAUGCAGUGCAGAGACCCGGUUCCGCUGUAACUCGAAUUACAAAAGCUGUUUCCGGAAGCAAGACUAAGCAAAGACUGGAAAAUAACAUUAUGCAUAUCGCUACCUCCACCACUCUCAUAUAACUUUCAUCUAAACCUUCAUUUUAACUUUCUCUUUCUCCCUCCCUACUAUCCCUCUUUCCGUAUUUCUUUCUUCCUUUGAUUUCAAAUUACUUUAAAUUCGAGUAUUGGGCGCAUUCAUCAUAACUAACCAAAAACAAUAAAUAAAUAAAUAAAUAAAUAAAUAUAAAUAUAAAUAUAAAUAUAAAUUAUUAUUAUUUUU